This is a messenger RNA of Pelagomonas calceolata, 1357 nucleotides long. The record is from the annotation of a GenBank genome assembly. Lineage: Eukaryota; Pelagophyceae; Pelagomonadales; Pelagomonadaceae.
GGCGGCCGGCGCGGCGGCCGGCGCGGCGACGCCGUCCUCGGGGAGCUCCUCGAGGCAGUCGACGUCGUCGGCGAUGGCCGCCGGCGCGUCGUCAUCGUCGGCCUCGACCGCGGCUUCGGCCGCGGCGGGCGCGGGGUCGUCAUCGUCGUCGUCGACGGGCGCGGGCGCGUCCUCGUCCAUGCCGGGCUCGGUCGCGACGCCCUCGUCGCCGUCAUUCAUGUCGGCCGCGCCGCCCUGGGGCACGAGCGUGCCGUCGGGCUUGAGGAUCUCGCGCUCCACGAAGACCUCCAGGGACUCCUCGAACAACACCGCGACUCGCACGGCCCGGUUCACGAGAUAGCGCCGCGGCAUCAAUCUAAAGAACUCCAGGACCUGCGACCGGCCGACCUUCUUGAACUUGACGCGCCUUUUGUCGCCCAUCCCCUUGCGCAUGCACCGUGCAAACAUCUGGAGGUCCCUCGUGUUCUUGAUGACGCCGCUCGUGCUGUUCGUGCUCACGUACGGCGUGAGGACCUGGCCCUUGCCCGGCGGUGAUCCCGGCGGCCACGUAACCAACACGCCCGGCUUGGGCCGCGUUGCCUUCUGGUACGGCCCCUGGUUCACGCCGACGACUAAGGUCUGGGCGACGUACGCGUGGACGCCGUUCCGGUCAGAACCGUCGAUCAAGAGACACUCCCAUUCCUCAUCUUCGAGGACCGUCUUAUCGACGUAGUAGACCGUCUUGCCGGAGGACGUGGUCGAGGAGACCGACUCCGACCGCUCUAGCGAACCGGCGCGGUCUGCGAGGAGGCGCGCGAUCGACUGCGGCGGUUUCUUCCGGCGCGGGUCGUCCUCGCGGUAGCGCGUCCGCCCCCUCUUCUGCGGCGGCGGCGGCGGCGGCGACUCAUCUCUCACCGAAUCCGUAUCAGAGCCGGCCGUCGGCGCCGUCACCUGGGCCCGUCUGGCAGGCCGCUUCUUCUUCUUGAUAGACCGCUCUUCUUGCGCACCCUUCGUCGUCUCUUCUUCGCGCUGGCGGCGCCGCUCCGCGGCGUCUUCGGCCUCCUUGGCGGCCGCAUCGACCUCCUCGCGCUGCAGGUCCUUAGCUAACCACGCGUCGCCCACCACUUGGUCUCGCUCGUCUCCUACCGUCUCUAUGGCCUCUUCGAGGGUCGUUUUACUCUUGCGCGGCGGCAUGAUGCUGCGCUUCGUGCACGCACCUGUUAAGCUGCUUCUGCACUGAACUCCGCCGCUGCCCCACCGAUUGCGACGGGGCAGCUUACUAUAUGCUCGUCAAGGCUCCCUCUUUACGAUGCGCACUGCCGCUAUGUCCUCGAAACCGCUGCGCGCGCGUUUGCACACAACGGAACGAGGGCCUUCA